Molecule: messenger RNA, 1651 nt
Organism: Dreissena polymorpha
Lineage: Eukaryota; Metazoa; Mollusca; Bivalvia; Myida; Dreissenidae
Product: spermatogenesis-associated protein 4-like
Exons: 6
Coding region: 80-844 (254 amino acids)
Biological process (GO): regulation of cytoskeleton organization
Cellular component (GO): axoneme
Molecular function (GO): microtubule binding
Source: RefSeq, a predicted model, not a curated record
AAUGCAAUUUUUAUGAUAUAAACAUUUUACGAUCCCGGAAGUUGUGAUAACCGUGGCAACAACACCGCCAAAGUGAAAGAUGUCUGGUUUACCAAGAGAAGUUUUAAAAUGGAUUCAGAGCUUAGACUUAACCUGGCAGGUCAAAACACCUAAAUGGGACAUGACCAAUGGCUAUCUAAUUGCUGAAAUUUUCUCCUGGUACUUUCCACAAGAUAUACAGAUGCACUCCUAUAAUAAUGGAAAAUCAUUAGACUCAAAACAGAAGAAUUGGGAUUUACUCAAGAACUUUAUAAAAAGACACAGACUGAACAUACCAGCAGACAUUGUUGAUGGAACAAUACACUGCAAAGAAGGGGCUGCAGCCUUGUUUUUAGAAAAGAUGUAUGAAAUACUCACAAACAGAGCCAUUCGCCGUGUUCCAUUGGAGUUUGAGACAGACUUCACUGAUAGUGGCUACCAAAGCAAACUGCCUAUGCAUGCACGCUCGACUGCCUCCCAGUCCGUGAAGAACAAUCUCAGAAUCACCGAAAUCCAGGCAGACUCUAGUCUUAUCCUGAAUGCUCAAAAGGCACAAAAAAUAAUCAAUGACCAUAUUGAGCAUAGACGAUUGGAGCGCCAAGAAAACCCUGACCGCUUCAACAUACGUCCGUCUGUUGGGGAGGCGAGUUUCAGACGACCUUUGCCCCAGGAGAGGGACCCUGGGGCGGAGGAAAACAGAGAUGAACAGGAGCCAGAGAGAACUCAGAGCCCUAUAUCCCGUGAGCCAAGCGUACAUUUCAAGGAGGUACAAGUGAAGCAGCUUGACAAGAACGCCCUGUAUAACAUGCCUAUUCAAGGCUACUGAGCCAUUAAACAGUGAAACUUGCAUAUAACAAUUGUAAAAAGCUAUUGUCUAUUGCCAUCACCUUUUCACACUGCAAUCUGAUUUUAAAAUAGUUUAAUCCAUUUUGUAAUUUUUUAAAUAAUUACUAAUCUUUUAAUAAAUGUAUUGUUCAUAUACCGGUACAAAUUGCUUUGUUCGUCAGUGUUAUAUGGUCUCUCUUCUUUAGAAUACCAGUGCUGCCGUGAUGCUAGUUUUUUACUGAAGUUAAAAGCAUAUAUCUCAACUUUAAUUACCAAUUAUAGCAGUAAUUUGUCAGUCAAACAGUCACAUUAGACUCAAUCAUUUGUUUUGUAAAAUUACAUUGCAAGUAAAAUCUUCGUGCUUGUGGCUUUUGCUUGUUUUUUACCCUUUACAGUUUACUUUACUAGUUAUAACAAAUGCAAAAGCAUAUACUUGUACUGAGCUGUCAUUUAGACGAGUGUACCUGAAUUAUUUCUAUGUUUUAUAAUUUAAAAUCUCCACUCAAAUCUGAUGGCAAAUAAGCAGGCUCAUUCUUGGUGACCCAGCAUGUAACAGCAUAGCACACAUGGGUAUUGGAUAAUAAAGCACGCUUUGCUUAUGCAAACUUGAAUUAUUUCUGUUGUAAAUUGUAACAAUAUUGCAAACUUGAAAAUGAUUGUUUUAUUUUGUAUGAAUAGUUUGUAUCUUUUUUAUGAAUUCUACACUAGUGUUUCUUUUUUGUAAUCAGUUAUUGUACAUUUCAAACCAUGUUUAUUUAUAUUGUCAAUUCUUGUUUAUAGUAUUUUACAAUAAAAUAUCUAAAUGUUG